Molecule: messenger RNA, 1532 nt
Organism: Tripterygium wilfordii
Lineage: Eukaryota; Viridiplantae; Streptophyta; Magnoliopsida; Celastrales; Celastraceae
Product: short-chain dehydrogenase TIC 32, chloroplastic-like
Exons: 9
Coding region: 197-1270 (357 amino acids)
Source: RefSeq, a predicted model, not a curated record
CGGCGGGCCUGAGUAUCUUCAAUGCCGUCGUCGUUGUUGAAUAUCUGUGGCUCCACAUAGGACCCACCAGGCGGAGGACCCUCUUUACUAAAACUCGGCUUGCAAUGGCAUCCAAGUGAAACCAGUUUGAGGAACAAAGAUUCGCAGAGGCAGGGGCUUCUUGUUUGGGGUUUUUAGUUGAGUGGGGAUUAACAAGAUGUGGAUUUUUGGGGUGAAAGGGCCAAGUGGGUUCUCUGCUUCUUCCACGGCAGAGGAGGUUACCCAGGGAAUCGAUGGAACUGGUCUCACUGCCAUUGUUACAGGAGCAUCCAGUGGUAUAGGUGAAGAGACAACACGUAUUCUUGCAUUGCGUGGUGUGCACGUAGUCAUGGCAGUUAGAAACGUCGAGGCUGGUAGGAAUGUCAGAGAAACAAUACUUAAGGAAAACCCUUCUGCUAAGAUUGAUGUUAUGGAGUUAGAUCUCAGCUCAAUGGCGUCAGCCAGAAAAUUUGCAUCAGAGUACAACUCCUCGGGACUUCCUCUGAAUCUCCUAAUAAACAAUGCAGGGAUAAUGGCAACUCCAUUUAUGCUUUCUGAAGACGGAAUAGAAUUGCAAUUUGCGACAAAUCAUUUAGGUCAUUUUCUUUUGACAAGUCUGCUGUUGGAGACCAUGAAAAACACCGCACGUCAAAGCAACAGAGAGGUUAGGAUCAUUAAUGUGUCAUCGAUGGCUCACCGAUGGACAUAUAGCGAAGGAAUUCAAUUUGAUGAAAUUAGCAGUGAACCAAGUUACAACACUACACUUGCUUAUGGACAAUCAAAGCUUUCUAAUAUUUUACAUACUAAUGAGCUUGCAAGGUGCCUAAAGCUGAAGUUAAGAACAGGAAGUAGAAAUGUUACACCUAUUUCUGAUGCGAAGAUAGGAGGUGUUCCUCAUUCACUUCAUUCCUACCGCAAAGUGACAGUAACAAAUAUUCAGUUCCUGGAAGAUGGAGUGGACGUCACUGCUAAUUCACUUCAUCCUGGAGCAGUUGGUACCAAAAUUCUGCGCCACAACAGUUUUCUUAAUGGUGUUGGCAAUGUGAUCGGUAUAUUUCUAAGAUAUUUGGUAAAAAAUGUUCAGCAGGGAGCGGCAACAACGUGUUAUGUAGCAUUGCAUCCUCAAGUGAAGGGAGUAAGCGGGGAAUAUUUUUCGGAUAGUAACAUAGCCCAGCCAAGCGUGAAAGCAAAAGAUGCAGCAUUAGCCAAAAAGCUAUGGGAUUUCAGCUUGAGCUUGACAACCCCCAAGUAGUUGGGUUUGGAAGGCUUUUGCUGAUGAAUUGCAGAUUUGGUCUACUUCAAGUAACCCAAUGCACAUUCAAAUUAGUAUAUACUUGAAUGUUGCUUUAAUCAAUUCAAAUUAGUAUAUGCUUGAAUGUUGCUUUAAUCAAUAAUCAGAAACUACGUGGUAGGUUUUUAGAUUUGGGAUGAAGUGAGAAGACCUUCUUUUCUUCUUCAGUCUCUUCAUCCUCAUCUUCAUGAAUAUAAUCAUCUUUGUCUCGUUCUUGUUCUUC